Haemorhous mexicanus (house finch) is the source of this 962-nucleotide messenger RNA. It is a transcript of the gene ISCA2, whose product is annotated as iron-sulfur cluster assembly 2. The record is from RefSeq and is a predicted model, not a curated record. The coding region runs from base 37 to 582 and encodes 181 amino acids. Lineage: Eukaryota; Metazoa; Chordata; Aves; Passeriformes; Fringillidae. Gene Ontology annotation, molecular function: iron ion binding; 2 iron, 2 sulfur cluster binding; 4 iron, 4 sulfur cluster binding. The transcript is spliced from 4 exons. Gene Ontology annotation, biological process: iron-sulfur cluster assembly. Gene Ontology annotation, cellular component: mitochondrion.
CGCGGCGCUCCCGCCCGCCGCGGCCGCACUUCCGCCAUGGCGGCGGGGCGGGGCUGCGCUGGUAUGGCGGCGCCGGCGGCGCUGCGGCGGUGGUGGAUGUUGGCGCUGGGCGGCCGAACGAGCCGGUGCUCCGCUUCGCCGUGCCCAGGCCGAGUGCUCCCGAGGCCCCCGGCCGGCCCUGCCCGCCCGGCUGGUUCCCUGCUGCGCUGGGCGUCGUCCUUCUCUGAGCCGGGCCCGACGGAGAGCGGCCCCAGCGAAGGACAGAUCUUCCUCAGCGAGAGCUGCGUGAAGAGGCUGCUGGAGAUUGCACAAGGAUCAGAGUUUCUCAGGCUGCAGGUGGAAGGAGGUGGCUGCUCUGGCUUCCAGUACAAGUUUUCCUUGGACACAGUUAUCAAUCCUGAUGACAGGGUGUUUGAACAAGGUGGUGCCCGUGUGGUUGUGGAUGUGGACAGCCUGGCCUUUGUGAAAGGAUCCAUGGUGGAUUUUAGCCAAGAGCUGAUCCGAAGCUCCUUCCAGGUGGUGAGCAACCCCCAGGCAGAGAAGGGUUGCUCAUGUGGAACUUCCUUCUCUGUCAAAUUCUGACUGGACUUACCAUGGAUGGACACUGUUUGCAGGCACUUUUGUCAGUCUCCAGAGGGUUUAUAUUUGUUCUUUUCCCUGCUGCUCCCUCUCAUCUCCCUACCCUGUGACACAGCUGUUACACAGUACUGCAGCUGUGUGUGUGUUUGCACUGAGCCAGUCUCCUGUCAAGACUUAAUGGCCUUCCCUUCAGAAAUGAUGAAGUAACCACGAGCAUGCACACAGGAGCAUCUUCAGUGCCUUGUGAACCACUGGCCAGGUGGUGCUGACUGGUCUGCCCUGUCCUGAUUGUGCAACUACUUAACUGUCUCUGCAAGAGAAGGCUGUAUAAAUAUGUGUGUGUGGUUAUUGAAAGGUCUUACUAAAAAAGUCUAUGAGGUUGA